AUGGACCCAAUUUCGGGCCGGUUUAUUUUCAGGUUCGACCUGGGCCCGAGCAUUUGCCUCCAUUUUCAGAACCAGGCUGCAAAUUCUUCAAAAUCAGCUUCACAUUUGCUCGACCAGUAUCACCGAUCGGAUUCUGUAGCCAAUGGACAUAUCCGUUUUGCAGCCUCUUCCCCCUCUUAUAUCCGAUAUUCAAAGGGUGAGGUGGACGAAAGCCAGAGCCUGACCCUAGACAAUAUAAGGCAUUCAUUAAUUGAACAAGAGGAUAGCAUAAUAUUUAGCCUUUUGUUGAGGGCUCAGUAUGAUUAUAAUGCUGACACAUAUGACCCUGAUGCGUUCUCCAUGAAAGGUUUUCAGGGAUCAAUGGUUGAGUAUAUUGUUAGGGAAACUGAAAAGGUCCACGCUCAGAUGGGCCGGUACAGAAGUCCAGAUGAGCAUCCAUAUUUUCCAGAAGACUUGCCAAAAUCAACAUUCCCAUGCUUGCAGUACCCGCAGAUCCUCCAUCCCUGCGCUGGUUCAAUCAAUAUCAACAAGAAGGUCUGGGCUGUGUAUUUUAGAGAUCUUCUUCCCAGAUUGGUCAAAGCUGGAGAUGACGGGAAUUGUGGAUCUGCUGCUGUUUGUGACACAAUGUGCUUGCAGGCAAUGUCAAGGAGAAUCCACUAUGGAAAAUUUGUGGCUGAGGCUAAAUUCCUACAAUCACCUGCCGAAUAUGAGGCUGCUAUUAGGCAGCAAGAUAGCAGAAAACUCAUGGAGCUGCUGACAUAUGAAUCUGUGGAAGCAGCAGUCAAGAGGAGAGUAGAAAUGAAAGCGAAAACAUUUGGCCGAGACAUAAUUAACCCACGGGAAGAAGAAGCUGAGCCCACAUAUAAAGUGAAGCCAAGUUUACUUGUCAAUCUGUACGACAAUUGGAUCAUGCCUCUCACCAAGGAAGUUCAGGUUGAGUACUUGUUGAGAAGGCUUGAUUAAUAUUGAGUCUUGCAUUCUGCUUUUCUCAUGUUUGCUAAGAAACUGAAGUUUGAAGAGUUCACUGGAAAACUUCAAUUUUCAAGCAUGUUUUGGACCUUGUUAUCAUUACUCAUCAUUUCCCUAA
This is a messenger RNA of Manihot esculenta (cassava), 1087 nucleotides long. RefSeq names its product chorismate mutase 3, chloroplastic. The record is from RefSeq and is a predicted model, not a curated record. Gene Ontology annotation, molecular function: chorismate mutase activity. The transcript has 7 exons. Gene Ontology annotation, biological process: chorismate metabolic process; aromatic amino acid biosynthetic process. Gene Ontology annotation, cellular component: cytoplasm. NCBI's taxonomy places the organism in Eukaryota, Viridiplantae, Streptophyta, Magnoliopsida, Malpighiales, Euphorbiaceae. Bases 1 to 963 code for a protein of 320 amino acids.